Symbiodinium natans is the source of this 1656-nucleotide messenger RNA. NCBI's taxonomy places the organism in Eukaryota, Dinophyceae, Suessiales, Symbiodiniaceae. The record is from the annotation of a GenBank genome assembly.
AUGCUGCAGAAAGGCCUCCUUGAGGAAGUUGCUGAUCUCCUCGAGACAGGUGUCGUAACCUUGGACACUCCGGCGGCUGAUGCCAUUGGUUAUCGUCAGGUGAUUGACUAUCUCACAAGGCCAGAGCCGAAACAUGACGAUGCCGCGAGUUUGUCGGAGUUUGUGCGCAAGUUCGGUGCCGUGUCAAGGAACUAUGCCAGAUCACAGAUGCAGUGGUUCAUGAAGGACCCAGCGUUCGUGUGGAUGGAGGCGGACCCGACCAAGCCGGCUUUGACCGGGGUCGAGGUGGGGAGGCUAUGUCGCCUUGAUGAGUGGGACUUUGCUGCUGAGGCAGAGGAGGACGCUGAGGUUCGACAGAGACAGGCAGAACAGGCCUCGGCAAUGGCCUGGACGUUUGCGAGCGUGCUGGAGCAGGGUGACGUGCUGACAGUGCAGGAGUUGUCCGAGCUGCUUCCGCGAGCUGACGCGUGCACGCGAAGAGUGCCCUCAGCAGUCAGACAGCAGCCCAAGACCAUUCACACCAUUGCCAUCGAGAGUGAAGUUCCAUAUGGCAAGGUGUACUGGCCCGGCAGACAUCGCAAGUGGGGCUGGGGAAGUCCUCUGGGCAAAUUGCACCGACAAGGUCUACAGCUUUUCCAGUCGAAUGGUUGGCAGGCUGUCGGGGAGAGCGACGACAGCGUCGUCCCGGCAUUCUGCUGGCCAACGCGACAAGCUGGAAAGUUUCCAGCAACUGGAUCUUCGGCGGAUGUUCUGCCGCUCAUCCGGCCUUUUCCCCAGGACUUCACUGGGCGACUGGACAACAAGGCACAGCUGGCCAGGCAUCUUCAGGCUGCUGGCUGCCGCGACGUGCAUCCCGAAACAUGGGAUGCGCAAGACUUCCUUGCCAGCCCGCCGCGGGAGCAGGGGCUCUUUUUCCUGAAGCACAGCUUGGGUGUGAAGGGCACAGGGGUACACUUGUUUGACUAUUCCAGCCUCCUGCUACGACUACGUGAGCUCGGGCACAAAGGAUGUCAGCAGUUCAUCGUCCAGCGGUAUGUGUGGCCACCUGCUUUGCAGAACGGCCGGAAGUGGGUAAUGAGAGCACAUGCCCUCCUGCAUGGGCGAGCAAACGGUGCGUUGGAUCUUUACUGCCAUGAUGACAUACUGGCGCUGGAGUAUGGCCAGCCUUACACAGAGGAGCUAGGUUUGCGAGCCGCUCACAUAAGCAAUGUCGCAAAGAUUAAACACUUGCCCAAACCUACGCUGGUGGAGGAUCAGGAGGUUGUGAAGCAAGUUCGUCGAUUGGCGGAGCAGGCGUUCGGAGCCGUCCUGGAACACGCGCCAAGGGGACCCUACACACCGAAAGAAUCGGAGCUUUGUCAAGUCUUUGGUCUGGAUAUUAUUUUGGACGGAAGUGGAAAAGCCUGGUUGCUGGAGGUGAAUGACUACCCCGCGAUUGGAUCAGGCACUAUGGAGCAUGUGGAUACGGCCGUAUACACCCGGCUGGUAAGGGAUGUCUUGUUCUUAGUUGUUGCUCCCAAGCUCGAUGGUGCAGACCCGAAUGCGGGUGGUUGGUGCCCCCUUGAGUUGUCAGGGAACCAAAACUGCUUGCGUUCUGUCACGCCAUACAUGGUCACUUCUCCAAAAUAUGAUCCUCUUUGGGGUCCUGAUUGUUAG